This is a messenger RNA of Cygnus atratus (black swan), 1810 nucleotides long. RefSeq names its product transmembrane protein 42 (gene TMEM42). Bases 271 to 666 code for a protein of 131 amino acids. The transcript has 3 exons. The record is from RefSeq and is a predicted model, not a curated record. NCBI's taxonomy places the organism in Eukaryota, Metazoa, Chordata, Aves, Anseriformes, Anatidae.
CCCGACGCGGAGGUUCUUCCUCGUGCUCCAUCGGGUGCUGCCCUGCACGGGUUGGAUGGGAAACGUGGGGCUGGUGCUGGAGAGCUGCGGGAAGGUUGGCCGUAGGAACAACAGCGAGCAGAGCGAAGCAAGUCUGCGGGCCUGGGAAUGCAGUGGGGAACCUUCUGUGUGUCUGUUGGCUUGUGGCAGGAGCGGUGAGGAGGUGGAGCAGUCAACUUCACUCAUCCAGUGUGCUCAUCUGGCGAGCUCUAGGUCGGCUGUGCACGGGGGAUGAUCUUAAUCACGGCUGUGUUUCUCAAACCCCACUGUGUGAAAGGUCACGUCGGGCUGCUGGCCUUUCACCUUAAAAAGUGUUCAGUGUCCUCAUCUGCACAGCUGCCUGUGCUGUUUCGCGUAGGCUGCAUUGGCUUGGUGUGUGCCUGCAAUGCAGUCAUGUGGACGGUCUUUGCAAAAGCCCUGCGACUCUCCUCCUCCUCGGCUACUGCCUCUGUGACAACAACAGCCUCCAACUUCAUCUCUUCGGCCAUCCUGGGCAAGCUUCUCUUUGGGGAGACAUGGACACCUGUGUGGUGGGUUGGCCUCGCCAUGACGCUCUGCGGCCUCGUUCUGCUGCACACUGCUGCACCCCGGCCAGCACUGCUCCCAGCAGAGAAGAAGGAGACAUGAGGGUCUUUCCUCCUUCUCCAUUUUCAGCCCAGAUAACACCUCAGCUAUUGGCACUGCCAGGUCCUAACCAGAUCCUCACCCCAUGCUCUUUCUCCUAAUUCAGCACUGGAGCCAGCCAGGCACCUACGGACUUGCUAACCCCCCUUGCACACUUCUCCGUCGAUUUGCAAAGUCAUGAACAUUGCAUCUUACGUGUUCAGCCGGUGCAGCCGUUCACAGGUGCCUGGUGGAGGUGCGGGAACAGCGACUACUUGGGAAAGAGCUGAUCAGUUCUGAGUCAGUUGUCUGGAAACCGGAGCCAGAGGCUUAUCAGCCACCCCUCCUCUUCACACCCUGCAGCGAUGGAGCCUUCCCAGUUCAGGGACGGAAGGUAGAAAGUAAACAUGGUGCCUAUGGAAGGUGCCUGGGCAUUGGUACUUUUCCAUAAGAUGAACUACCCCAAAAUGGAAAAGCGAACAGAAUUAGGUGCUGAAGGCUGCAGACAUUUCUGCUGUGCUGGUAACAAUUUUCCUUGAUGUCUCUUGAAGAGGCCCCGUGCUUGCCCCAUGUUCCCAUUGCCUGGAAGAUGGUGGAGCAUUCCAAUAAUUCCUUCAGAUUCCCCUAUCACACACACCUGUUAACUUGCCAUUUACAUCUGAUGUCCGUAAUUCCUGCUCUCCCAUUCCUGACAUGUUAUUCAUUGUAAGGUUGCUUUUUCCUUUAACUUCUUGACCAGCACUGAUUUUUUUGAUCACCAUUCCUGGUUUGUGUAGGUCAAACUGUAAUUUUGGGAGAAUACAUGUGAACAGUCAGCUGUUUUCAUUAAGAGUGUCCAUGUUUGACACACUCCCCUCCCCAUUUAAGCUGACAGUUGCUCUGAGUGGAAAUGGAGUUUCUCAAGCAACAUUUUUUACACCUCUGGAUUAUACUGUUUUCCAUGUGUGUAAUGUAAUUAAAUAGAUCAUUGGUACCCCACUCGUGCUAAAUUUUGGGUGGGUGAUUGCUCUUCAUUGUCAGGAUGACAAUGUAUGCCUGUCUAUACAUCACAUGUGUCAAGAAUCAUCCUUUGUAAGGUGUUGGCUUCUUUCCCUUGCCUGCACAUGCUUGUCAUCCUUGGUAAUUUUUUAUUGCAAUCCUAAUAAAGAAUCAUAAUGAUGCCUAAAAA